AUGAAGAAAUGCAAACGGAGCAGUCUAAUACCAGAAGGAUUUAGAUUAAAAUCAACAAGAUUUACGAAUAAUCAAUGUAAAGAGAUAUGCGAUCAAGCCAGUAGAAAAUUAAUGAAUAACACGAUAAAAGUUAACUAUGGGACAUUAGCUGUUACUGAAAGACAAAUUAGAAAAGUACAAGAAAAGUUAGAAAUACUGAACAACCUUCAACCUCAAUUAUUACCAGAGUGGUGUUAUCAAUUUCAGAAUAGAAUACCGUUAUUUAGAGAUCAAGUAAAAAAGAGAUUAUUCAAAAAGUUCUUAAUGUUGAUGAAUGAAAAGAAACGAAACCAACAACUUGAACUUUCAAAUAAACAAACAAUAAAUUAUGACAAAGUGGUGGAUUUGACAAGGAGACGAUUAACUAUUAAUGAAAAAGAGAUGUUAAAUUUAGGACUAAACUUCAUACCAACAACGAAACUAGAUGAAUCAAAAUAUGUUGCUCACGUAAUUGCUACGAUACAGUCUGCAUUGUAUAACACAAAUACCAUACAAAAAGAAUUAAUUAUAAGAGAAGUUAGUAAGACGAUUGAUAACCACUUACCAACUGCAAUUAAAAACAAUAGAAAUAAAAAUUUAAACCAAAAACAACUCAGUACGCUUAAAAAUUUAAAGAGUGAUAACGAGAUUAUAGUAGUAGGCGCGGAUAAGGGAGGAAAAGUUGUAGCGUUAGACGUAGAAGAAUAUAAGACGAAGAUUAAAGCAAAACUAAGCACCAAUACGUAUGAGAUUGUUAGAUCUAAACCAGAUCCAGCUAAGAAAAUACAUGAAGAGCUAAGCGAAUUAGUGAAAAUUUUGAAAAAAGUUAAAGCUAUUUCAAAUCGUCAAUAG
Messenger RNA from Didymodactylos carnosus, 870 nucleotides. NCBI's taxonomy places the organism in Eukaryota, Metazoa, Rotifera, Eurotatoria, Philodinida, Philodinidae. The record is from the annotation of a GenBank genome assembly.